AUGACUAGCGACGACGAUGCGAAGUCAAACAAAAGGAGCCAUUCCGAGAUGGCCGAAGAUGCUUCCGACAGCUCUUCCGAUGAUGAUAUGGGGCCUCAGCUGCCGACCGAAGCGGCGCCGAAGAAGAAACGUCGCGUCCUACCCUACGAGAAGCUCUACAUUGCGGCACUCCCAAAUCGACGCGCUAUUCCAAAUCUUUGA
Parascedosporium putredinis is the source of this 201-nucleotide messenger RNA. NCBI's taxonomy places the organism in Eukaryota, Fungi, Ascomycota, Sordariomycetes, Microascales, Microascaceae. The record is from the annotation of a GenBank genome assembly.